Messenger RNA from Mus caroli (Ryukyu mouse), 1133 nucleotides. Lineage: Eukaryota; Metazoa; Chordata; Mammalia; Rodentia; Muridae. The record is from RefSeq and is a predicted model, not a curated record.
GGGACCCCAAGAUGGCGGCGGCGCUGAGGCGGCUGCGGGCGCUGGGCCGGCGGCGGCGGCGGCCACUUUCACUCACUGAGAGGAGCAGAGCAGGGACACGGGGAGCCAUGGCGGGGGGGAGGAGAGGCGCCAUAGCCAGGCCAGAACAAUCGAGCAGGUACUCGGCCGGCUUAGCCCUGCCCCGCCCACGCCCACUGCUAGUCGCUAGCCCGUGUCCGCCGACCGUGCCGCUACGGGCGGCCCCGUGCAGCUUGUACCCCGCUGCCGCCGCCCGACGCCCCGCGCGGGCCGGGGUUCUGGGGGAGACCCUCAUCUAUACUAUCUGAGUGCAGAUUGGUCGGGGCUGGGACUGGCGAAGAUUGCCGAAAGGCGACGGGGAGGAGGAGGAGGAUGUCAUCGCUAGAGUGAGCAAGCAGAUCUCGCGGGAGGAGAUGUCGCGAGAGCUCAGCGGCCCUGCAACCGCCACAGAAAGGUUACUUUUUCCGGAAAUAACGUCAAUGGAAACCGCCCAAAAGCGAAGGACUCAUUUUGGUCCUGCCGGUGGGAGGUACUGCUUGGCGUUGUCGCUGGAAGUUUUCUCCAGGUAGUGCUGGCCUACCCGGAGGCCAGCUCGGGCGGGGAUGGAUCCUUUUAAGAGCCAACUUGGAGACGUCUCCUGGUCGUCUUCCUGACGACACUGUCCCCCUUCGGCCCGAGACCGUUGGCACGGAGGCGCUUUCACCUUCCAUGCACUUUCCUUUUCCCCAGUGGGGUGAGUCGCCCUGCCCACACUCGAGCAACCGCAGGGCUGGGGCGGGCGGGGCGGGGCGGGUUGUUUCGUGGUUAUUUUAUCUGGGUUUGGUUAUAGCCCAGGAUAGCGUCUAGCUCGGGGGAUGUCUCCUGCCUCAGCCUCCCGAGGACUGAGGUUACAGUGUGCGCUAUCAUGCAGUCUUCUGCACUUAAUCCACUCGUUUCCAAGACAUAUAUGGAAUUGUUGGACUUCACCCUUUAGUUUUUUGCAAGAAUCGCUUGUUGGUUUAAUAUUAUCUGUUUUGCCUGUACUGUGCCUUGUGCAACUCCAGUUGGGUCCAAGUUGCAUCCUUUAGAACUGAACUGCUUAAAAUUAAAGUCUAGAAAAUGAUUAUUAAAAAAAA